Molecule: messenger RNA, 895 nt
Organism: Coffea arabica (coffee)
Lineage: Eukaryota; Viridiplantae; Streptophyta; Magnoliopsida; Gentianales; Rubiaceae
Product: serine/arginine-rich splicing factor SR45a
Molecular function (GO): RNA binding
Source: RefSeq, a predicted model, not a curated record
AAACUCGCUCAACCUUGGCAACACGAGGGCCAAAAACGGAAUUCACUCUAUGGGAUGAUUCCUUUGACUCGGUAUUUCACCCACAAAACGACCCUACUCAUGCGCUAGGGCUUCAUCUUCACUCUCUCCGGUUCUUCUCAAUCAAAAUUAAAAUCGAAAUCAAGAUGUCAUAUGCUAGAGACGGAAGGUCUGCUUCACCCCGCAGCUCUUUGUCUCCACCACCUAGGGUUCGUCGGUCAAGAUCGUUAUCAAAGUCUCCAAGGAGACGCUCCAGGAGCCGUGAUUCUGCUGGUGCUGUUAAUCCUGGGAAUAAUCUCUAUGUAACAGGCCUGUCCACAAGGGUUGCCAGUAGUGAUCUUGAGAAGUUUUUUAACAGAGAAGGGAAGGUUACUGAAUGCCAUCUAGUGACAGACCCCCGCACUAAAGAAUCUCGUGGAUUUGCUUUUGUUACUAUGGAAACAAAUGAGGAUGCAGACCGUUGUAUUAAGUAUCUGAAUCGUUCGGUGAUGGAAGGUCGAUUAAUUACUGUGGAGAAGGCUAAGCGUAAACGUGGUCGGACUCCAACCCCUGGAAGGUAUCAAGGUCUGAGAGGAAGACGAGGAUAUGGACCAAGACGGUCUCGUAGUUACUCACCUCGUCGACGCCAUGAUCGAGAUCCAUAUCAUAGGGAUCAUCGGGGAAGAUCGCGCUCCCCCUAUGGUAGGAGGGGUGACGAUAAUGACUCCUAUGGAAGAUACAGGGAUCGUUCUGUGUCUCCCGGGGGUAGGGGCAAUUCCCGAGCUUAUUGAUUUUAUUGUGUUCAUUUUCUUUUCCUGCUUUUGUCUUUGGGAGUGUCCUUUUAUUAAACUGGACGUUGAUUCUUCUGUGAAUGAUGAAACGGUUGCUUCUCCUACUA